This is a messenger RNA of Ostrinia nubilalis (European corn borer), 1470 nucleotides long. RefSeq names its product folliculin (gene BHD). Gene Ontology annotation, cellular component: cytosol. The transcript has 6 exons. Gene Ontology annotation, molecular function: GTPase activator activity. The coding region runs from base 75 to 1367 and encodes 430 amino acids. The record is from RefSeq and is a predicted model, not a curated record. Gene Ontology annotation, biological process: negative regulation of transcription by RNA polymerase II; positive regulation of TORC1 signaling; positive regulation of transforming growth factor beta receptor signaling pathway. NCBI's taxonomy places the organism in Eukaryota, Metazoa, Arthropoda, Insecta, Lepidoptera, Crambidae.
CCAGGUAUUUAUUUCGCAAAAUUAACAAAAAUAAAGUGAAUAAACGUAAUAUUUCGUGAUAUAUCUUCCUCAAAAUGAACGCUAUUAUUGGCCUGUGUCAUUUCUGUGAAGCACAUGGUCCCAGGCCAUUGUUUUGUACGUUUACAACUGACGACGAAAAUCAUACGAAAGAAUCCUCAAAAUCUACUGUAGAAUGCACAGGAUGUUCUUCUCUCGGUUCGGAGACCAUACUCGUGUCACGAGACGACGAUGGCACGAUAUUCUGCAGUAGAGAAUCAGUAGUAAAUGCAGAUGUAACCACUUUUCUACGACAGGCAGCUAUCAGAAGUAUUACUUGUGAAGUAAGUUGGAGCAAAGAAGGUGGAGUGGUAUACUUCAGUGACACACAGGGGCAUGUCCUAAGCCUGACGUUUCAGCUGAAAGAUACGCGCGCUCGCGGUCUGAAGCGCUGGUUCUCAAUAGUCGUGCUCAUGAAGGACAAAAUGCUGCUACUAAAUCUCAUGCCAGUUCUGUCUGAACACAUGCAGAAAAUAUCAAAAGAGCUACAAGAUUCAGCUGAAACUGUAUACAACAAUGAACAAAAGAUAUGCUCCCAAAGAGCUUUGAGGCUGAAAACUGGAAGGAAUGAUUUUGGACAAUCUAGGUCACUGAAACAACUAACAGGUGAUGAAGAGGUUUUCAAGAGACUUCACUCACACUUCACAUGGAUGCUAAAGGCUGGGGCUCUAACAUACUCGGAGACAUUGUACACAAGCCAUGACCUACUAAAUAAACUCAACCCUCAAAUGGUCAAGAACUCAAUAUUUGAUACAAAAGUCUGUGAAAUCCCAAGCGAAGAAAACUGUAUUGAUUUGAGAGCAUUAGAAAAUAUGCUGUCUAAAUCUGUAUUCCGAAUACUACUGUACUGUACAUUGAUGGGAAUCAAUAUUGAAAUAAAACCUAACAUUGAAGAAGCCAGCAUUAUCACUAAAGGAUUGAAAAGAUGUGUACCUAUAGAUGUUGAAACACCAAAUGUAAGAAAUGUAAACCAAAAAAUACCUGCUAAGGAUAAAAGAAGUGUCUGUAUUUUAGAAAAAACUGAUAAUAGUAACUAUUGCUGUAAUUGGUCUGGAAGUUUACCAAGUAAAUGUCCUACAAUAAUGAUAAGAAUAGAAAAUGCAAUGGAGAAUUCAAGUUUCAAUGAUGCAGUUCUCCAUCAACACAUAAAAUCAUUAUUAUUAGAAUGGCUUGGAACAGCAAAAGCAGUCAAGUCUGCAAUAGAAUCAUCAGGGCCAAAAUCAGAAGCAGUUGCUAACCUGAAAAAGGUGUUUGGUCUAUCACCUCAAGAUGACUUAUUGAUAAGCUAUUGGAUCAGUGCUUAUUGUUGAUCAAUCUCAAAACUUACAAGUGCUUUCUAAAAGCCUAUUUGUAGAAAAUAUAGUAAUGUAGUUUAGCCAUGUAAGAAUAAAUCUGUGAUAUUACAAGUGUAAA